This is a messenger RNA of Rotaria socialis, 726 nucleotides long. NCBI's taxonomy places the organism in Eukaryota, Metazoa, Rotifera, Eurotatoria, Philodinida, Philodinidae. The record is from the annotation of a GenBank genome assembly.
AUGCCAGUAAAUCUAGCUAAAGAAUCGGCAGCCAAUGCUGCAGUCGAUGAACAGAUUCAUAAUGAUAUUCACAUCAUUGGCGUUGGAUCAGGUUCAACCAUUGUUCCAGCAGUGAAAAGAAUUGCGGAAAUCGUGCAUAAGAACAAUCUUGACUUAAUUUGUGUUCCGACUUCAUUACAAGCACGCGAACUUAUUCUUUCUAAUGGUUUGAAAUUAGGUAGUCUUGCUGAGUAUCAAGAACUCGAUCUUGCUAUUGAUGGUGCUGAUGAAGUAGAUGAGCAAUUCAAUUGUAUCAAAGGUGGUGGUGGGUGUCAAACACAAGAAAAACUUGUUGCCGUAUGCGCAAAGCGAUUUAUUGUUGUUGCUGAUGAAAAAAAAUGGUCACCCUGUUUAGGUACAAAAUGGACAAAAGGUAUUCCAAUUGAAGUCAUUCCAGUUGCGUAUAAACUUACUAAGAAAGAAAUUGAAAAACAACUUGGUGGUGAAGUUGUUGUUCGUGAAGGAACAGAAAAAUUAGGUCCAGUAUUAACUGACCAAGGAAAUUUCAUUCUCGAUUGGAAGUUUGAUCCGUUGAAAAUUGUGAAUUGGUUUGAUGUUAAUCGAACAUUAAAAUUAGUUCCUGGUGUGGUUGAAACCGGUUUAUUCGUGAAUAUGAUCUAUAAAGGAUAUUUUGGUAACAGUGAUGGCAAAGUUGAGAUUAGAACAAAUCCUACAAUGUCUUCAUAA